ACUUCUUCCAGUUCCACCGCAGCACCAGCACCGCCUGCCCGCAGCAGCAUGAAGCUCUUUCAGGUUAUCGUGGGCGCCAUGGUGACUAACCUGGUGUCGACCGGCCACCAAGGAGGUUCGUACGGCGACGCCGCCGGUCUACCCACGAGCUACGGCGUGCCGAGCGCCGGCUACGGCGGCGGCGUCGGCGGCUACGACGGCGCCGCCGGCAACGGCAACGGCGGCGGCUACGACAACAGCGUCGGCUACGACAACAACGGCGGUGGCGGCUACGCCGGUGGCGCGCAGGGCGGGAAUGGAUACGGCGGCGUCAAAAGCUACGACGAACAGCCGAAGGCGUACCAGUUCGGGUACGCGGUGAGAGACCGCGCGAGCGGCAACGACUACGGCCGCCACGAGGCCAGCGACGGCAACGUGGUCCAGGGAGAGUACCGCGUGCAGCUGCCCGACGGCCGCCUGCAGAUCGUCACCUACACCGCCGACUGGCGCAACGGCUUCCGCGCCGACGUGCGGUACGAGGGCGAGGCGCGGUACCCGGACGGUAUCCAGCAGCAGCAGCAGCAGCAGCAGGCCGGCGCGGGCAGGCCCGUCUACGGGCCGCCCGGGUACCACCAGUGAGGCCGGUACUCCGAGCGACGUCCUCAGCCUGGAUAAACCCUGUCCCCAUCACUCACUCGCUAAUCCUUCAGACGCAAUACUCUCGUGGGUGGACCGGUGUACGAGCUGCCUCGGUACCACUAGCGACGAGGGGUGCAUCUUCCUUAGGGUACUCCGGCGAACGUCUCUACCGCUCCCUCGCCUUAGGCCGCGUUCCGUUACUCGCGUGGAGGCAGGAACAUACACACCCGUCAAUAUCAUUCCGUUACUCUACACGUGCGUCUGACGACGGAAAGAGUAACAAGUAUGGAGUACCUCAAUUGAGGUCAGGUUUUUUUUUAUCUCGAAACAUUUAACUGUUUUUUCAGACUGAUGUUCCACCACACUUGCACUCACCACGUCCACGUUUUACUAUUCAUCAACUUGACCUAAAAGCUACCUCGUUCCCCACGUACGGUCGCACCUCAUGACGUCAGCCCAAUAAUUUCUUCCAGACCACUUGCGUAUGCUGCACGAAGUAAGUCGAAAUUACGAUGACGAAGCACUUAUAUUCACGCCCUUUGCCUGGGUUAAGAAACUCUUAAUUUCUGCGCACACAGUGUACGAAUUUACUCCCUUCACACGCCUGGCUAAAGUUGAUUCGCGUCUGUAAGUUCGCUUGCCUUGAAAGUUUUUUAUUGUCCACCACAGUAUUUAACUUCCAAAUAUUUAGUGAGUUAAAUUUCACAUAGCUUGGGUUUUUUUCCUUCCAGCCAUUUUUGUUAAGCGUCUCAAUCGCCCUCUGCAGUUGCGAUGUCAGCACACAUCAUGAAUGGAACACAGUGACAGUAACUUGGCGCUUCAGUGUAAGUUGCAAGUUAUACUGGCUGGUGCAGUGAGAGAGACGUGACUAUUCAGGGGUAGGUGCCACAGAACCUGUUCCUAAAUGUAUGUGUUAUUUUUUGCCAGAACUGCAAACAUCACUCAGCAUUGAGGGUUUUUAGGCAGCCAUUAAUGCAUACAACAUCCGUUAUUUCACAUUUCAUUUAUUUUUCUUAGUACUUUUAGAAGUAAACUUUGUUGUCUUGUUUGAACUUUUUUUAAAAAAACACAAUUUCGUAUUGAACAACCACAUUCAGAAACAUAUUCGUGUUGCCUUAGUGAGAAAAAUAUAAACAGUAAGUAUUUUACGAGGAAAUAAUACUUAAAAUAAGAUCCUGUCUAUAGUGGAAAUCAUCAAAUUAUCCCGAACAAAAUCUAUUUCAAGCGAUACUAAGAAGGCGACGGAAGCAGGCAUCUGGGCCUAUACUGUUAAACGGCUGCCCCAUUGAGUGUAAUAAUGAUAUAAAAAGGUCUCGGUGUGGAAUUUAAGCUGUUUCAAUGACCGCGAAUUAUAGGUCUGAAUAGUAGUAUGACCCUUUCAAUAUUUCUUGUUAACUCGAAGGUGCCUUUUUCACACAGUUAUCUCGGUCACAGAAACUAAUAAAAAAUGGAUUUUCCAUUCCGAAUAUUUGCUCCAGAAAAAUGCAAAAGGUGAUCAAUACCUUUUCAUCAUUACUCUAGUGAUUUUUUUCACUAGUUUUUCACGAAAUACCUGCUUGAAAUUUUCAAUUCCAAAGCUAAAACCAAGAAAACUUGAGAAAUUAUAAUUUAAAUUUUAUAAAGACAUAAUAAUAAUUAUCUGCCAGACAUGUGAUAUCUUUGUAUCAGAACUGUUUGUAAAAUUCUAAGGUUCUGUCACCUGUAUCAAAUAAUUUGAAAUGACAUUGUAUUUUAUUUCAAACUUUUUGUAUUAAUUUUGUAGAUAAUAUUAAGUAUUAUUUUGUCCUUUGUAAUACGUUGUGAUUUAUAUUUUGAUAUAAAAUAUUUGUAUACA
Bacillus rossius redtenbacheri is the source of this 2452-nucleotide messenger RNA. Its product is annotated as pro-resilin-like. The coding region runs from base 49 to 618 and encodes 189 amino acids. Gene Ontology annotation, cellular component: extracellular matrix. Lineage: Eukaryota; Metazoa; Arthropoda; Insecta; Phasmatodea; Bacillidae. The transcript is spliced from 3 exons. The record is from RefSeq and is a predicted model, not a curated record.